AUGAGAGCAGCAGGGAAGAAGAAGAAGAAGAAGAAGAAGAAAAAAAGAAGUGCUAUGGAGGAGCUGAAAGGGGCAUCACUUAUUAUCCAGUAUAUAGUCAUUGCCCUCCUUAUUCUCUCACUGAUUGGCUCUGCUGGCAGCAUACUCAUCACCCUGUACAACAGUGCCAGCAACCCCUAUCAGACGUACAUGGGACCUGUGGGGCUGUAUGCAUGUGCUGGUUUCAGUGUGACGAUGUCCUUCCUGGCUUUGAUCAUCUAUGUGUCAACUAUCCACCUGGAUCGUUCUGGUGAGACCAUUAUUUACAACAAUAUUGUGGGUGCGGAGUUGUCCGAGUUCAAAGCAGACAUGCAGCUGGGCUUCUACAUGAUUCUCCCAUACAUUGCACUGAACGUGCAGGCUAUCCUGCUGGUGUUCCUGUAUGUUCAUGCAGCCUACACUCAGAAGAGAGAGCAACAGAAGCCCACAGAGGAUGCCCCCAAGGAGAUCAUGAUGUAUUGA
Molecule: messenger RNA, 501 nt
Organism: Sardina pilchardus (European sardine)
Lineage: Eukaryota; Metazoa; Chordata; Actinopteri; Clupeiformes; Clupeidae
Product: clarin-3
Exons: 3
Coding region: 1-501 (166 amino acids)
Source: RefSeq, a predicted model, not a curated record